Messenger RNA from Cydia splendana, 1957 nucleotides. RefSeq names its product GEL complex subunit OPTI. NCBI's taxonomy places the organism in Eukaryota, Metazoa, Arthropoda, Insecta, Lepidoptera, Tortricidae. Gene Ontology annotation, biological process: mitochondrial respirasome assembly. The transcript is spliced from 4 exons. Bases 117 to 500 code for a protein of 127 amino acids. The record is from RefSeq and is a predicted model, not a curated record.
UUGUCAAGUUGUUAUGUCAAUGUCACAGUGACGUGUAACAUUUUACGAGCAAUUAUUGAUUAGACUAAUGAAGUGUAUUUUAACUUAAAACGAGAGUAUAACAGUCUGAUAAUACAAUGUCCGCUAAAAACAAAUCUUCUGACAGUGCCAACAAAGGGAAAGUAACAGAAUCUGUUUGGAGGAAAGCUUUUGAAGCGAACGCGGAAUGGCCCGAUAAGGAGGAGUUCCUCGACGUUAUUUACUGGAUGCGACAAGCCAUCGGCAUAAUUUUGGGCUUGUGUUGGGGGUUGCUCCCCUUGAAAGGAUUCCUGGGUUUAUUGCUAUUUGUGUUAGUGAAUGCUGCAGUAAUAUAUUUUUAUGUGAGCAAUUUUCAAAACAUAGAUGAAGAGGAGUAUGGUGGUAUGUGGGAAAUCACCAAGGAAGGAUUCAUGACGUCUUUUGCUGGGUUUUUGGUCACUUGGAUAAUCAUGUACACAGGACUUCAUGGAAGCAGUUUAUGAGGUUCACAUGUGUGAAGUACAGACAGACAAACAGACAAUGUAGUCUAAGUACAAGUAUCGUUAGUAGCUUGGGAAGACAAUAUGUUAGUCUACAAUUGAGGAUGUGUUGUAAUGAUAAAAAUGUGCAAAUUGCAAAAACUGUGUAAUAUAUGCUAUGAAUUGUAAAAACAGUUAUCAUAAGUUGUUAGAUACCUCAAAUGAUAUCAACUGCUAGGUACUAUGAUAAGUGUGUAAUAGAGCAAUCUGGCUAUUAUCUAACAUUUAUUUCCUUACCCUUUUUCUGUGCUUUGUUUAAGAAUGAUAUUAUUUUUUAAAAAGAUGUCAACGGACGCAUGCAACUACAGACCCAUAUCCACGUUCAUGCAUUCUGACAAGGUUCAUGAUGACACGACGCACACUCCAUAGUGUGUGUACGUCUAUACAUGGCAUUUAAAGGGUUAAAAAGUACAGCAACAAUUCAAUGAGGUUUUUCAUUUGGGUAAUAUUGUUUCUUCUGGGUAAAAACUAAUUCUGGUGUAAUUCAACUGUAUAUUAUCCUGUGUUAGUUUGCAUUAUGAAUGGUAUAAAGAUUGUAUAUUAUGAUACGGAUUGAUAUGAAGUAAUUCAUAUUUAAAUUGAUAUUACUUAAUUCUUGGUAAAUUGCUAAACUAGUGUUGUCGAAAUAAGCUUUCAAACUGUUUUAGAAUUUAAUGGGGAUUCAAAAUGGUUAAUGUCAAGUGGAAUAUAUUUUAAAAUCCCAUACUGUUUACAUAAGUUUCUUGAGAAUGUAGCAGAUUUUAAAAAUAUUUCUACUUUUGAUAAAGUAAUAAGUAGAUGCUGAUUAUACUAGGUUUCAUGCCAAGUUCUAUGUUAAGUAUGGUGCUCCCAUAGAGUAUCACUGCCAAGUUGGUGCAAAGUUGCAAGCUUUUUAUCCUAAACAGUCUCUUAAUUUUGUUUUAAUCUUUUUUGGUAUUAAAUUGAUCCUAGCUUAAAUGCAUUAAUUAAAAAUAUUUAUUCUAGUUGUUACAGCUGAAAUACAUAAUCAAUGUAAAUAUAGACAUACCAUUUAUUUUGCUGAAUUGUCAAGUAUUUUAUCACAGAGUUUGCAUUAUUUAUUUAAGGAGAAUAAUCAUUGUUAAGUUUUUAAUCGCAUUUAAGGGAUUUUGUGAACACAACGGAUUGUUUAAUUUCUACAUAAAAUUGGUUGAAAUUUUUUUUUAACAAGAAGCUUUGGGGCCAUAAAACCUUAAUGCAGAGAAUCUAUUUCCAUAAUGUUUUUCAAAGUAGUAGUGUUCAAUAUUGCGUAAUUUCUAACACCCAUAAUAAUUUUAGCCACUUAGUCAUAGAUUAGUAGCAAUGUGAACUUUAAAUCGCAAUAAUGAAUGUAUUUCCUUGUUUCUAUUAUUAUUAAGCGCGCGAGGUCCUGUGUUGCCAGUAUGUUCCUAAGAACAAAGAUGGUUGAUUUAAUAAAAGUUUUU